This is a messenger RNA of Acaulospora colombiana, 167 nucleotides long. The record is from the annotation of a GenBank genome assembly. Lineage: Eukaryota; Fungi; Glomeromycota; Glomeromycetes; Diversisporales; Acaulosporaceae.
UGGUUGCCGUUGAUUGUGUGGGCUUCUUGGCUGCUGUCAUGAUGGAUUUCUUUGCAUAUGGUUGGGUUCUAGCCAGGCCCAGUUCUUUGCCAGCUCUUUUGUCGUAUCUCAAGGUGCACUCUGUAAUUGUAGGAAGGUUGUUGGAAGCUCUGGUACUUCUAUUGUGA